CUCCUCGGAUUCAGAGCUGAUGAGUAUCCUGUUAGUUACUGAUUCUCCUCGGAUACAGAGCUGAUGAGUAUCCUGUUAGUUACUGAUUCUCCUCGGAUUCAGAGCUGAUGAGUAUCCUGUUAGUUACUGAUUCUCCUCGGAUUGCUGACUUUUAAUUCUCUCUCUCUCUCUCUGAAAAAUAACAAUAUAUCGACCCAGUUUAGUCUCUGUAUACCUAAUGUUUUAUUUUAUUUUACUGCAAUAGUGCUAAGCAUGAUUUGAAGAGGCCUUAGACUACUGUCCACCUUAACGUGUGGGUCCAGUUAUGUUUAGAACAACCUACAAGAGAACAAAGAGAGACUAACAGCACGCAGGUGACAUGCAGGGAGGGGCUGACGUGUUGAGCGUGGAACUGCAAGAGAGGGGUUUAAAUAUGCAGUGCAGUCUAGUCUACACAGAUUACCUUUCGCUGUCCGUUUGAGCUGCCUAUUUACCCUGAAGAGAAGAAUUGAACGGUCAGAGUGAGUGAUUAGAGCACUAGAGCCGUGCUGCAGAUCCUACUGACAAUACCUGAAGACUGCCUUAUCUUGGUGAAAGUGAAGGAACAAAGAUGGAAUCUGUUUACAUUAAACAGGAGGAGGUUGUGGAACUGGCACCUAUCUGCAUUAAACAGGAGAUGCCUGAACUGGAGCCUGUCCACAUUAAAGAAGAGACUGAACUGGAGCCUGUCCACAUGAAAGAAGAGACUGAACUGGAGCCUGUCCACAUUAAAGAAGAGACUGAACUGGAGCCUGUCCACAUUAAAGAAGACACUGAACUGGAGCCUGUCCACAUUAAAGAAGAGACUGAACUAGAGCCUGUCCACAUUAAAGAAGAAGACAAUGAACUGGAGCCUGUCCACAUUAAAGAGGAGACUGAACUGGAGCCUGUCCACAUUAAAGAAGAAGACAAUGAACUGGAGCCUGUCCACAUUAAAGAAGAGCCUGAACUGGAGCCUGUCCACAUUAAAGAAGAGCCUGAACUGGAGCCUGUCCACAUUAAAGAAGAGGAGACUGAACUGGAGCCUGUCCACAUUAAAGAAAAGACUGAACUGGAGUCUUUCUGCAUUGAAGAGGAGUCUAUUGACUUGCUGUUUAAGGAUUCAGAAAACACAUCCCUGCCAAAGAUAUCACAUCAAUGUACUGAAUGUGGGAAGAACUUCAGUCAGUUAAGAAGCCUAAAAAGACACCAGAGAAUUCAUACUGGAGAGAAGCUGCAUCACUGCAGUGACUGUGGGAAGAGCUUCAGUCAGUCAGGACACCUAAAAUCACACCAGCGAACUCACACUGGAGAGAAGCCGCAUCACUGUGCUGACUGUGGGAAGAGCUUCAUUCGGUUAGGAAACCUAAAACAACACCAGCGAAUUCACACUGGAGAGAAGCCAUACCACUGUUCUGAAUGUGGAGAUUGCUUCAGUAUGUCAGGAAGCCUAAAAAGACACCAGCGAAUUCACAGUGGAAAGAAGCCGUAUCAUUGUGUUAAAUGUGGGAAGAGUUUCAGUCUCUCAGGAAACCUAAAAAGACACCAGAGAAUUCACGCUGGAGAGAGGCCGCAUCACUGCUCUGACUGUGGGAAGAGCUUCAGUCAGUUAGGACACCUAAAAUCACACCAGCAAACUCACACUGGAGAGAAGCCACAUCACUGCUUUGACUGUGGGAAGAGCUUCAGUCGGUAAGGAAGCUUAAAAAACACAGGUGAAUUCACACUGGAGGGAAGCUAUAUCACUGCACUGAUGGUGGGAAGCGCUUCAUUCAGUUAGGAAGCCUAAAACAACACCAGAAAAUUCACAGUGGAAAGAAGCAGUAUCACUGUACAAAAUGUGGCAAUACAUUUGCUUUCUGUGGUUAAGUGAAAAGACAUAAAUGCCAGUUUUGAAAAUGCAGAUGAAGCUGAUAGAAAUCAAUAUUCCAGGCAGUGUUACAAUGGUCCUUGUUUUCGGUCCUUCCAGUCCAGGUCUUUGCUUCAACCAGAUUGUAGAUUCAUGAAUCAACCUUCUUAUAAAUCAUUCAGGACCUAAUUGGAAGCGAGGACCACUGCUUUAUACCAAUCAAACCUGUGUGAUGCUCCAGUGAUAUUUUUUGAAAGGAAUCCUGUCUAUGUGCCAGCCUAAGGGUGUUUAAUCAUGCUUUAGCAUAAAUGUGAGAAUGAGUGUGUGCCAAAGCAGCUGUGCUUGCAUUUUAAUCAGUAGUAUAAGUAGGCUAUGACUACCUGCAACCUUUAUGAAUUGUGUAUGAACCUGAAUAUGGUUACUAUUAUGGGCGGUAUCAAUUUCAUUAAUAGGGGUAAUGAAUACUACAUGAAUAACAUCAUGAAUAAGGGCCGGCAUGACGACAUGAAUAGGCCACAUGGUUAUGUUUGAAUGCAGGUCCUGUUUACAGUCGGUUUUACAAGCAGCUCAAAAGCGAGGCAACAUCCCACCAAUAUGCAUUUUUAUGUGUGGUCGGAUUGGCAGGCUCAUCAAACCAUGUGAAUGGGGUAGCAUUUGGCUGAAUACUUUUAAUAUACCUGUAUCUCAAAAAGUAUAGCAAAUUAAGGAACCACACUUGGCAUACACAUAGUCCCAGGGGUGUAGAUGUGCAGCGGGGUAUUAAUAUUUUUUGGGGAUCCUAGUUUUACAGAAACUGAACCCCAAAGAUAACGGUCUGACGUCACUGCUGCCUGACGUUGUUGCUAGGCAGGGACUUGCGACUGUUCCAUUGCACAGAAUAGGGAGACAUGGAAUAUAUAGUUCAGCACACACGGGUCACAUCUGCGUUUCUGUCUGGAUUAAAACUGGUAAUCUGUGAUAAUAUUUUUUUAUUUGUUUGUGCCUUCAACACUGGGGAAACUAAUAAUAAUUUGUUAAUUUAUGAAAUACGAUUUUCAUUUUCCCCUCUCUCUUUUGUUGUUAUGGUACGGUCAGGAGUUCAAUGAUACCGUUCCAUUCCACAAAUAAAUCUAUGCUGCUGUCAGUAUUAAAACUGUUAAGAAAUUCUCUGUGCUAUUAAAUAAUAAAAUGAAAGUGACCCUGUGUGUAGUGUUACUUAUUAUACAAUUGGAUUAAACUGGUGGGGGUGCAGCCUCUAGCAUGUAUCAGGGCAGCAGUGUGGAGUAGUGGUUAGGGCUCUGGACUCUUGACCAGAGGGUCGUGGGUUCAAUCCCCAGUGGGGACACUGCUGCUGUACCCUUGAGCAAGGUACUUUACCUAGAUUGCUCCAGUAAAAACCCAACUGUAUGAAUGGGUAAUUGUAUGUAAAAAAUAAUGUGAUAUCUUGUAACAAUUGUAAGUCGCCCUGGAUAAGGGCGUCAGCUAAGAAAUAAAUAAUAAUAAUAAUAAUAGUACAGCAACUGCAAGCAAUGACACUGUUACAGUACAGAUUUCUGUCAGAGGUACUGAUGUGCACAUUUAGCAAAGUUGAACAAUAACAAAAUGUUA
Molecule: messenger RNA, 3433 nt
Organism: Acipenser ruthenus (sterlet)
Lineage: Eukaryota; Metazoa; Chordata; Actinopteri; Acipenseriformes; Acipenseridae
Product: zinc finger protein 583-like
Exons: 3
Coding region: 590-1693 (367 amino acids)
Biological process (GO): regulation of transcription by RNA polymerase II
Molecular function (GO): RNA polymerase II cis-regulatory region sequence-specific DNA binding; DNA-binding transcription factor activity, RNA polymerase II-specific
Source: RefSeq, a predicted model, not a curated record